Messenger RNA from Penicillium samsonianum, 1143 nucleotides. Its product is annotated as mitochondrial 54S ribosomal protein uL2m. NCBI's taxonomy places the organism in Eukaryota, Fungi, Ascomycota, Eurotiomycetes, Eurotiales, Aspergillaceae. The record is from RefSeq and is a predicted model, not a curated record. Gene Ontology annotation, biological process: cytoplasmic translation. The coding region runs from base 1 to 1143 and encodes 380 amino acids. Gene Ontology annotation, cellular component: ribosome. Gene Ontology annotation, molecular function: structural constituent of ribosome; RNA binding. The transcript has 3 exons.
AUGCUCCAACCCCGAAUUGCCCUACGGGGCAUUCGGCUGCCCUUUAGGUGUCUACCCUCUCUGCCUUCGCCAGUUCGUGGCUAUUCGACAAUUGUGAAAGAAAUUGAGAAGAACAAGCCCAAGCCUAUCGAAACACCAGUGAACACUUUUAUUGACCCCAACGUCUCGUUCGCUCCCCCCCCGGCCGCGAUUCUGCUGGCAUUCAGCUGCGCACCUACACUCCGCGCACCCCCGCGUGGCCACGCCAAGGGUGGUCGAAACAACUCUGGCCGAGUCACUGUCCGCCAUCAUGGAGGUGGUGCCAAGCGUCGAAUUCGGACAAUCGAUUUUCUGCGCAUGGCUCCGGGGCCGCACACAGUGGAGCGUAUCGAGUAUGAUCCCGGGCGUACCGCACACAUCGCUCUGACUACUAGUAAGGAGACCGGCAAGUUGAGCUACAUUCUCGCAGCGGAUGGCAUGCGCGCCGGCGACGUGGUCCAGAGUUAUAUGUCCGGAAUUCCUGAAGAUUUGUGGAAGAGCAUGGGCAGCACUGUCGAUCCCGGUGUGCUGGCGGCCAGAACCGCCUGGAGAGGAAACUGUCUGCCGUUGCACAUGGUUCCAGUGGGAACAUUGAUCUUCAACUUGGGAUUGCGACCCGGGAAGGGUGGUCAACUGUGUCGGAGUGCUGGAACAUAUGCUACAGUUGUGGCCAAGGGUAGUGACUCGCGCCAGCAAACGAUUCAAGACGAACAGCCCGAGGCUGAAAAGAAGCCCUUGUCACAGCGUGACCAGCAGAAGCAGGAACGUCUGGCCCAGCACAUUACUGUCCGUCUCUCAAGCGGUGAGACCCGGCUCAUUCACAAGGACUGCUGCGCUACCGUUGGUAUUACCAGCAACCCGAACUACCAAUACACCCAGCUCGGAAAGGCUGGUCGCUCACGCUGGCUCAACAUUCGUCCGACGGUGCGUGGUCUGGCCAUGAACGCCAUGGACCAUCCUCACGGUGGUGGACGAGGAAAGUCCAAGGGUAACGUCGACCCGAAGAGUCCUUGGGGUAUUCCGACCAAAUCCGGCUACAAGACCCGCCCGAAGUGGAAGAUCAACAAGGCUGUUGUUCAUGCCAGACCUCGCAACCAAGGAAAGCGCCGUCGUGGAUACAACUAG